AUGGCUCAGUCAGUGGUUUUGAAGAACUUCUCUGAAAGAACUUUGUCAAGUGCUGGGAAAGAGCUGAAAGAUAAUUUUCUGAAGGCCUUGGCAGAGAGAGAAGAAGCCAACCGUAAUGGGAAAAUGUCUUCCAUAAUCUUCAUCCGUGAUCGAAACGCCCGCGGCCAGGAGGUCUCCGCCUAUAUUGAUUAUGCCCAUCGUUUGAAGGUGGAUGAAUUUGAUAUCUAUUUCAGCGGAAAAAAGAAACUCUUCCCCAGGCGCAGCGAUCUGAGUUUCUACAACUGGGAUAGAAAUCUCUGUUGCAUGAAUUCAAGCCCAAACUACCAGGUGAUUGCAGAAAAUGCAUGUGGCUUACUCUUUAAGAACAAGUCUGACAGGAAGAUGAUUAACGUGGAUCCCAAGACCUUUCCUGGAGACAACACAACGCGGAUUCCGAUCAAAACAGACCUCUACCUGCAAGUGGUUAUCUAUGACCAUGUUCUCAGAAGAAAAAUCUAA
Messenger RNA from Thamnophis elegans (Western terrestrial garter snake), 498 nucleotides. It is a transcript of the gene CFAP299, whose product is annotated as cilia and flagella associated protein 299. The transcript is spliced from 5 exons. The coding region runs from base 1 to 498 and encodes 165 amino acids. NCBI's taxonomy places the organism in Eukaryota, Metazoa, Chordata, Lepidosauria, Squamata, Natricidae. The record is from RefSeq and is a predicted model, not a curated record.